This is a messenger RNA of Tachysurus vachellii, 2113 nucleotides long. It is a transcript of the gene foxj1a, whose product is annotated as forkhead box J1a. The transcript is spliced from 2 exons. Bases 246 to 1652 code for a protein of 468 amino acids. NCBI's taxonomy places the organism in Eukaryota, Metazoa, Chordata, Actinopteri, Siluriformes, Bagridae. Gene Ontology annotation, molecular function: sequence-specific DNA binding; DNA-binding transcription factor activity. Gene Ontology annotation, biological process: regulation of DNA-templated transcription. The record is from RefSeq and is a predicted model, not a curated record.
UCUAUGACCUUCAGUUAGUUAUGUAUGCUGGCUUUUAGUGGCUUGAUCAUUCACCAUUCUUAUUUCAAAUUUUAAAGAAAGAUGCUUACAACUUCAGACUCAUACUCUUAACUAAGCUCUUUUGAUAUGAGCCAGUUAAUGUUUUCCUCAUGCCUAAUUAAAACUGGCUGUGGACUAGAUGGGCAUUUUAGUGUUUUCUAUGCAGGUCACCAUUUGUGAAGUGCAUUGAAAGGUAACAGAAGGACAUGCUGUCAUUGAGUUGUAUAGAUUCCUGCCCCAAGGACUCUAUGGGGAUGGAAGAAGAAGUAGCCAUUCCUGCUAUGAAGGUGAAGGACCUAAUCAAAAGCAGCAGUUUCAACAACAGCAGUUCUGACAACCUGGAUGACAGCCUUACCAGUCUGCAGUGGUUGCAAGAGUUCUCUAUCCUUAGUGCCAGUGGAAGGCAACAAGAUAUUUCUACUAGCCAACACCAGAGCAACCUCUUUGAGCAGCAGUUGGGUGGAGAAGCCCCUGCAUCUCCUUUAGCAGGUGACCUUGCCACUAUAGGCAUGCCACUGACCCCUGGUAAGCCUACAUCAACAGCAGUUCCUGCCCUGUGCACUCUGCCCAGCUUGGUUGCACAUGGGCACUGCCCAGAUGAGGUUGACUACAAGACAAAUCCCCAUGUCAAGCCACCAUACUCAUAUGCAACCCUCAUUUGCAUGGCUAUGCAAGCUAGCAAGAAAAGUAAAAUCACACUCUCUUGUAUCUAUAAAUGGAUCACUGACAACUUCUGCUACUUCCGCCAUGCUGACCCUACCUGGCAGAAUUCCAUCCGGCACAAUCUCUCACUGAAUAAAUGCUUCGUAAAAGUUCCAAGGCAGAAGGAUGAGCCAGGAAAAGGUGGUUUCUGGAAAAUUGAUCCGGAUUAUGCUGAACGUCUCCUGACUGGAGCUUAUAAGAAGCGAAAGAUGCCUCCAGUACAGAUUAAUCCAGCUCUUAAAAAUCAACUCCGAAUGAUUUCACAGCCGGUCAUGACCGUGCCAACAAAUGUCACAAGUGUUCUACAUGUUAGUCCUGAGUCACAGCAGCUCUUACAAGAAUUUGAGGAAGUCACUGGACUUAACCUGAACUGGGAUCCUCGCCUAGCAGAAACCACUUCAUUUGAUUGCUCCAGUGCAGUAAAAGGCCGCAAAAGAAAACAGCCAUAUGGCCAACGGGCUGGAGGUGCCAAAGCUUUUUGCCGCUCUAGCUCCCCACUGCUGGCCACAGAGGAACCAAAAGUUCUGGGAUCUCUAAAGGGUAAUUUUGACUGGGAUGCUUUGCUAAAUUCGGCCCUGAACGGAGAUUUGAACCUGAAUGAGGGUGGUCCUCUGAGCCCAGUGCCACAAGAUGGGGACCUAAUCGUACAUAGCUUUCAUGUUAACUCCCUGGAGGCCUCUGUCAGUAUUGCAGAGAGUAGCAUGCUAUUAGAAACACAAAAGGACAGUAAUGUUGACUUUGAUGAGGAGACAUUUUUAGCAACAGAAUUUUUACAGAGUCCUUGGACAGAGGAAGAAGAGAAGAAUCAUCCUGAUUUUCUUUGUACUUCUACUGUUAACAUCAAUCAGCUCUUUGAUCUGGGUGACUCACUUAGUGACGACAUUGACAGUAGAAUCGAAUCUCUUCUCUAAAGAAUUCAACAGUAUCUCUUGAGACAAAUACAAUAAUAUGUAACCAAUACCAUUAAAAUAUUAUAUGGAGUGGUGAAGUUUAGGGCUGUUAUAUUCCAAAGAGUACAAACACUGGUUCUACAGCAUUUCCUUUUUUAAUUUUUUUUGUUUUUGGAAAGUGAUUUACCUAAAAGCCACUGAUCAAAAACUGCCACAACAGUUCUAUUAAAAUCAAAUUCUUCAUGACUGGACUGUGAAACCACACCUGACAAACAAUGAAAUUACAGAAAGAAAUUAGUUAAAAUGAAAUCCUCAUUUUUUUGCCCAUUGUUUACAUUCUAGAUGUUUAUUUUAACUAAUUGCAGUUAAAAUCAAGUAUGAAAUACGUAUUUGUAGCAUCUACAAAAUACAAUAAGAAAAUGUAAAUGUAACCAUUUAUUCCAAUCGAGGUACCUGCUUACAAGGAACAAAAUAUGCAAAUA